AAAAGGGAAGGUAUCUGUCACGUGGUUCGGCGGCGGCCGCCAUCUUGAGAAGGUGGAGGUUUGGGGGCGUGGGCGGGAGCCUAGAAACACCGACCUUGAUACCCUUCUCUCCGCCCUACCUCCCGGGUCCCUGCCCUUUGGGACUUGGGCCCUUCAGCUCACGUGCUUUCCUGACCCUUGACCUUUCCUGGCUCCUUGAUUGGGCUCACCUUGACCUUUGGCCUCUGACUUCUCUGUUGCUUCCUAGGCCAUCCCCACUCUCUAGACCCCCAGACUUGAACUUCUUUGCUCAAAAGUCACUUUCCCCAGACCUGUUCUUGGCCUCUACCCCUAAAACUCGCACCCAGGUCCCUUUCUGGGUUCCCACACGCUGUAAUUCUCCCGUGCCAAGCUCGGAGACUCUGAGCCCCCAGAAUGAGUGCCCCGGGGUGCCCGGUGCCCCCUCCCCUGCCCCCUGCCCUCCCUGCCGCGCCCCCCCACGUCUUCGGCCUGGAAAAGAGCCGCCUGCUGCAGGAGGCCCUGGCCGGCUCCGGAGGGAGUCCGGGCGCCCGGGACGAUGUGCGGCGGCUCCUGAUGCACAGCAAGGACCGGUUCAGGGGGGACUUGAAGUGGAUUCUCUUCUGUGCGGACGUGCCCUCUCUCAUCCAGGAAGGCCCCCAGUGCGGCCUGGUGGCGCUGUGGAUGGCGGGCUCUCUGCUGGCGCUCCCCCGGGACGUCCCCUUGGAGAGGAUCGUGGCCCUGGCUCGGGAGAGGGGCUACACUGCGCACGGAGAGAUGUUCUCAGCCGCCAGCAUGGCGAGGCUGGCCGAGGAGGUCUUCGGCUGCCAGGCGGAGCUGCUGGCCGGAGGCCUCGGGGAGCCCAACCGAAGCCGCGUGCUACAGCACCUCAUCUCCGGCCGCCCGCUGCUGGUCCCCUACGACGAGGACUUCAAUCACGAGCCCUGCAAGAAGAGGGGGCACAAGGCGCACUGGGCCGUGGGCGCAGGCGUGCUGCUCGGGGUUCCUGGCCCGGCCCUGAGCCCAGAUUAUGAGGAGGACACGGAGCUGAAGGGCCUGUUCUACCCGGCCUCCGGCAAGCCCCCACCACCCCUGCCAGAUCCCCCGGAGGCCAUCUACCUCCUCUGCAAGCAGGGCAAGAGCUGGCACUAUCAGCUCUGGGACUACCAGCAGCUUUGUGAGAGCAAUCUGCAGCUGGCACAGCUGGCCCCGAGCAGGACCACCGACGGCAGGGUCUACGUGGUGCCCCCCGGAGGGGUGCUGGCCGGCCUCUGCGGCCAAGCCCUGCUGCUGCGGCCCCACCCGGGGGUGACGCCGGGGCCCGAGGGAGACGGAGCAUCCAGAUGAGGGGCUGACAGCCACGGCCGUGGCCGAGUGAGGAACAUGGGACCCGGAGGCCCAAGGGCUGGGUCCUCUGGGCCACAACUACUUUUGGGGACCCUUUGUACGGUGGGGUGGGCUGUCGGGGCUCAUAAACGGCUGUGCUGCUGUGA
Antechinus flavipes (yellow-footed antechinus) is the source of this 1490-nucleotide messenger RNA. It is a transcript of the gene ACTMAP, whose product is annotated as actin maturation protease. The transcript has 6 exons. The record is from RefSeq and is a predicted model, not a curated record. Bases 415 to 1344 code for a protein of 309 amino acids. Lineage: Eukaryota; Metazoa; Chordata; Mammalia; Dasyuromorphia; Dasyuridae.